This is a messenger RNA of Kluyveromyces marxianus DMKU3-1042, 672 nucleotides long. RefSeq names its product acetyltransferase (gene ppr1). The coding region runs from base 1 to 672 and encodes 223 amino acids. Lineage: Eukaryota; Fungi; Ascomycota; Saccharomycetes; Saccharomycetales; Saccharomycetaceae. The transcript has a single exon. Gene Ontology annotation, molecular function: acyltransferase activity, transferring groups other than amino-acyl groups. The record is from RefSeq and is a predicted model, not a curated record.
AUGUCUACUGCUAACUUGAGAAAUGGUGCUGUUUUUAGCAAGCCCAUUGUUGAUAAAAUUGAGCCUUUGCAGUUUCACUUGAAAGAUUCAGACAAAGUAGUCACUGCAUUUGCAGUGCUCUCGCCAGAAGAAGUCCCGGAAUCGCUGGUCGACUUCCUAUACAGCUUAUUCAACAAAGAGCUCGAUGCGGGCCAAACGUACCCGCAAGUAGGCCCUCUGACAAGGGAGCAAUUUGUUGACUAUUGGUUCCAUUCUGCGACUGUAGUUCUGCUUGACACCACUCAAAAGAGCAUUGAUCCAAGCUGGAAUAACUGGGAAGAAUUAGUUCUUGGAACAUUCUACAUCAAGCCCAACUACGCUGGCCGUUGUUCUCAUAACUGUAAUGCAGGGUUUUUGGUCAACCCUGUUUUCCGGGGCAAAAAAGUGGGAUACAGACUUGGCCAGGUUUACCUCAAAUGGGCGCCUCUGUUGGGGUAUAAGUACUCGGUGUUUAAUCUUGUAUUUGUGACCAACGUGGCCAGCUGGAAGAUCUGGGAUAAGCUCAAGUUUUCCAGAAUUGGAUAUAUUCCAAAGGUCGCAGUGUUGAAGGGAUUCGACGAGCCUGUAGAUGCAAUCAUGUUCGGGAAAGAUCUCACAAAUGUGGAACCCGAACUGUUCGAGGACUUGUCUUGA